UUUGUCAUCCGUGUAGAAGCGGCUGUUCGCCGUUGCAAUAAUAAUUACGGUAUUUAUAGACAAUAUACGCUGCAUGAUGCUGUCGUUGCAGUACCGUGCAGUGACGCGAUCCUUUCGCACUUGAAAAUAUCCGCGGCACGUUGCGCGCAAUUUCACACUACGAGUUCACAAUAAUAUGAUGUCCUGGCGAGGAUACGGGAAAAUGUCUCGGUCCACCGAGUGAUAUCAUUCGGAUCGUUAUUUCCUGUGAAAGGCACUGGCUGAUAUUUAAAAGCAAUUUGUGUAUGCGUAUCUAUCAGAAACAAUGAUGGAGUUGAGUCAUAGUCUGACCCUCAACGAGGAUGCUCUUAAUCAAAUUCCAGAAGCAAAACGGCCAGUUUUUAUCUUUGAGUGGUUACGCUUCCUGGAUAAAGUCUUGGUCGCUGCUCAGAAGAGUGAUAUUAAAGGAUGCCAGCAAAAACUCGUAGAACAAUUGACCAGACAUAUGCAAGGAGCUCCUGGCCCUCCCACACGACGUCUUAUAGCAAGAUGCCUUGCCACCUUGUUUAGUGUUGGUGAUACAUUCUUGCUUUUUGACACUGUCAACAAGUGCAAUGAUAUUCUGAGAAAUAAAGAUGACUCUCCAAGCUUUCUACCUACAAAACUAGCCGCAAUUUGUUGUGUGGGAUGUAUGUAUGAAAAAUUAGGAAGAAUGAUGGGCAGAUCGUACGAGGAGACAGUGCAAAUUCUGAUAAAGUCUUUACGUUCCGCAGAAUCGCAAACACGGAUAGAGAUUAUGCAUACAUUGGAAAAGGUGUGUGCUGGGAUGGGAUCGGCGAUCACCAACGUGCAUAAAGAGAUAUACAAGGUUUCCAGGCAUUAUCUGACUGACAGAGUCAUGGCAGUGAGAUGUGCCGCAGCCAAGUGUUUGUUGGAAAUGUUGAAUCACGCCCCAUUUUUAUACACGACCGAGAUCGAAAGCGUAGCGACACUGUGCUUUCGGGCAUUCGAAGGUUCCAAUUACGAGGUGAGAUGUUCUGUCGCUAAAUUGCUGGGUACCUUGGUGGCGAUGACGCAACUUCCCUCGCCCAAGAUCAAAAAUCUUACGGUCGCGCACAACAAAGGCGCCAAACAGACGUCUCUCGAAGAAGUAUUAAAUAUUUUGAUGUCCGGCUUUCUGAGAGGUGGCGUCGGCUUCCUGAAAGGAACCGGCGAAAUAAUCAAAGGGAGCUCCGGCGUAAAUCGAGAAGUUCGAGUCGGAGUGACACACGCUUACGUGGUGUUCGUGCAAAUGUUGGGGGGUACUUGGCUGGAGCGGAACAUCGGCGCGUUAGUCGCGCACGUUCUCGACCUGGUGACGAACCCGAAAGCUGCCAACUCGCACGUCGAGGCGGUGUAUUCGCGCAAAUGCGUGAAUUUCAUAUUGCGCGGCACCGUCGGCAAAUUGUUGGGUGAAGGCGCUCAAGCCGCCGCCUGCAAGGAGAUAGCACAUAUUAUUUUAAAGCAGAUGAAUUCCAUCGAUUUCAGCCCUGAGAACGCUAAGGACUGCAAUCAAGAGACGCUGUUUAGUCAGCACUUGUUAGUCUGCGCUUUGCAAGAGAUGGGUAAUUUGAUACUGGGAUUAGGCACCACAGCCACGAAUUUAUUGUCCGAUCAGUCUCUGAGUUUAAUCGAUACUAUAAUGGCCGUCUUGGUACAUCCGUGUCAAGCGGCUAGGUUGGCUGCCUCUUGGUGCUUACGAUGCAUAUGUGUGGCAGUGCCGAGUCAGAUAACACCUUUGAUCGACCGUUGCGUCGACGGGAUUGAGAAUAUGCGUAGCUCGCCAGAAGCGAUAGCGGGCUACAGCAGCGCUCUCGCUGCAGUGCUGGGAAGCGUUCGUUUGUCCCCUCUGGGGGUCCCUCACACUAAGGGAAAGAUCAUUUUCAAUACAGCGGAAGAACUGCUCAGAAGCGCGAGCCAAAACAGCCGUUUGUCUUUGAAUCGCACGCAUGCAGGAUGGCUCUUAAUAGGAGCGAUAAUGACUCUAGGUACCGCGGUGGUCAAGGGCUUAUUACCGAGGAUGUUGCUCUUGUGGAGAAACUCUUUCCCGCGUUCGAACAAGGAGCUCGAGAGCGAGAAGGCGCGGGGCGACGCUUUCACGUGGCAAGUCACUCUGGAAGGACGCGCUGGCGCACUUUCCGCUAUGUACAGCUUCCUACUGCAUUGUCCGGAGCUUUUGAACGACGAUAUUACACGGCGAUUGCUCACACCGAUCGAGUCUGCCCUGGCGAUGCUGACAAAUCUGUCGCCCGUUUUGAAGAAUUAUGGCCAACAGUUGAAAGCUCCCGCGGCUAUGGUCCGUUUGCGCUUGUACGAAACGCUAUUGCUGUUACCACCACAAACGUUUGAAGGUUCUUACACGCAUCUUCUGAGGAUGCUGGUGUCCGAGUUCACGCUCACCGAUAACCCCGGAAACACGACUACUUCUUUGUUACGUGUUGUUUGCCACGCCAAUGAUUCCGUGAUUCUUGGAACAUGGCUUCAGGAGACUGAUCAUCGUACGAUCGAGGAUCAAAUGGAACCAAACAGAAGGGCAGAUUUGGAACAUCUUCAACCAAACAGUGCUGCGGGAUCCGGUGCAUUGGAGCAUAAUACGUGCUGCCUCUACAGACCUAUAUCACAUAUUGAAAUAAUACCUGGUCCGUUGCCGUUGGGCGUAGCGGUGAUCGACUUGUCAGUCACGUUAUUCGGUCAGAUCUUCCCGCGUGUAGCGAACAAACACAGACUGCAGAUGCUGGACCACUUCAGCGAGUGCAUAAAGCACACCAAGUCCGGCAGACAGGAGGCGAUACAGAUGAAUGUGUUCACGGCUGUGUUGAGCGGUCUGAAGGGUCUCAACGAGGCGAAGACAGGCUUCGGGCAGGAAGACGUCAAAAAGUCUGCAACUAAUCUCAUCAUUAGCACAUUGGUAAGCGGUAAUCCUAUUCUACGAUGGGCCGCGGGAGAAGCGGUUGGCAGAAUGGCGCAGGUGAUCUCCGAUCCGAAAUUCACCGCGGAAUUGGCGCAGACCAGCUUCGAUCGUUUGAAGUCGGCGCGCGAUGUCGCCAGCAGGACCGGCCACUCGUUGGCGUUGGGCUGUUUGCACAAGUACGUCGGCGGAAUGGGUUCCAGCCAACACCUCAACACCAGCGUCAGCAUCCUGCUCGCUCUCGCGCAGGAUAACUCGUCUCCCGUAGUACAAGUCUGGGCACUUCAUGCUCUGGCUCUGAUAGCCGAUUCCGGUGGACCGAUGUUCAGGGGCUACGUAGAACCUACGUUAUCCUUGGCACUGACUCUCCUCCUCAAUGUUCCUCAUUCGUACAUCGACGUGCACCAAUGCAUCGGCAAGGUCUUAUCGGCGCUCAUCACGACGAUAGGACCGGAAUUACAAGGUAACACAUCGACGAUCUGUAUGGCGCGAUCGUCUUUCUUGUGCGCGUGCGCCAUUAUGCAGGACCAUCAGGAUCCACUUGUUCAAGCGGAAGCAACCGGUUGCCUCCAGCAGUUGCAUCUCUUCGCGCCAAGACACGUCAAUCUGUCUUCCCUCGUUCCUACGUUAUGUCGCACACUAUCGAGCAAUCACUUGCUCCUGCGUAAGGCGGCGAUAUCGUGCUUGCGACAGCUCGCUCAGCGCGAGGCGAAGGAAGUGUGCGAGCACGCGAUGACAUUAGCGAACGAAAGUCGGGACACCAAUGUAGUGGAGGGUCUCGUUAUCACGGAGACCGGGCUUCCGGGUGUUCUCUUCAGCAUGCUCGAUACGGAAACCGAUAGCAAACUGAUCAGAGAUAUUCACGAUACUCUGACCAGCAUGCUGCAGAUAUUGGCUGCCGACAAUCUGUCUCAAUGGUUAUCAUUGUGUAAAGAUGUUCUCACAAUAGCUUCGGGUAAGUCCUCACUUUGCAACACAUCGGCUUGUCUUUACGAUGAUAAGAUAUUUCUUCGGCGAGUAGAAUCGAGUACGAUCGAGGAGGGCAACGCGGCGAAUGUGGAAGAUAGCACCGCUGACAAUGAGAAUGCGGAUGCGGAAGGCGACGACGAUCAGGCCGAGUUCCACGCCGACGAAUCCGCGAAGCAGCGGCCGUCCAUUACGCCGAGAUGGCCAACUAGAGUUUUCGCGGCGCAAUGUGUCCGACGCAUCGUCGCAGCUUGCGUGAAUAACAAGCAGGCGCAUUUCGAUCUCGCUUUGGCCAAAGAGAUGCAGCUGUCCAAAGGGAAAGGGGACUUUCUGGUGUUACAUCUCUCGGACUUGGUACGCAUGGCGUUCAUGGCCGCGACGAGCGAUUGCGAUCCGCUGCGGCUCGAAGGUCUUAAAACUCUGCAGGAGAUCAUCGACAAAUUCGCCAAAGUUCCCGAGCCGGAGUUUCCCGGGCAUUUGCUGCUCGAGCAGUUUCAAGCACAGGUCGGAGCUGCUUUGAGACCGGCAUUUUCCGCGGAGACUCCGUCGCACGUGACGGCUGCAGCCUGUGAAGCUUGCAGCGCGUGGAUCGGUAGUGGCGUCGCCAGGGAUCUGAAUGACCUUCGUAGGGUGCAUCAGCUGCUCGUGUCUUCCUUGGAGAAAUUGAGGGAGGGCAACGCGCGGCCGCAGCUUUACAACGAGAGUCUAUCGACGCUAGAGAGAUUGGCGAUCCUAAAAGCUUGGGCAGAGGUAUACGUAGUCGCUAUGAUAAGAGACGGAUCCGCGUUGAACAGUAAAGAUACGAUUAAUCGAAAUGCGAAUCAAACGAACGACGAAGCGAACGAAGAAGAUUUCGGAGAGUUCGAGUUCCAGAGUGAGAGCUUGCUGAGCCUCGUCCAGCCGGAGCUGUUGAGUCUCAGUCAACAUUGGCUGUCCGCGUUAAGGGAUCAUGCGUUGCUCUCUUUACCACCCGAAUUCUCCAGUCAGUUGCCGCACGACGGUGGGGCCUUUUACACGACGGACACGAUGGAGUCCGCGCGUCCUCAUUACGUAGAAUCGUGGGCGCCGAUUCUCCACGCCGCGACGCUCUGGCUGAAUGCGAGAGGAUUCGAGAUGGGGGACAGUGAUCAGGAGAAAGCGACUAAUGUUACCAACAACAAUCAUAAUAACAACAAUGACGACGCCACUUCCAAAACUAACACGAAUGUUGAACGUUUUCAUUUAUUAUUUGGUAUAUGCAUGGAGGCUUUGUGCAGUCCUCGCUCUUCCGAAUCCCCGCAAAAUAUAGAGACGUGUUUGAAUGCUUUGUACACUCUGCUCGACUCGACGUGGGCGCGCAAAGUCUUCGUCACAGACCGUUCGUUACCCAUCGAAUUGUGCAAUGUUCUUCACAGAUUACUUCUAACACGGGAGAGCUACGUCAUCCAAAUGAUAGCGAUGGAGGUGUUGAAGCAAGUGAUGAAAGCAGCGCAGGAGGACCUCGCUACCAAAAAGAAGCUCAAAGACGACACACCGACGCAACAGGAAAGCAACGAAACAUUGGAGCUGGAUCUGUUGGGCGAGGGAGAGGAAAACGGUGAGCUCAUGCCAGGCAAAUCGCUGGUGUUCGCCGUCUUGGAAGUAUGCCUGUGUCUCUUGGUGCGGCAGAUACCGGCGUUAAACCCGAACCCCGGCGGUGCUACCGCCAUCUUGUCUCAGAAGGGAUACAUGCCGUCCGAGGAGAGCGGCAAGCUGAUCGCGUUGUCCCUCAAUAUAAUGGAGUCUCUUCCUACCUUGUGUUCUCCGCAAGGUGCGGUGGCAAUUCUUCCGACGUUGUUGUACUUGGCGACGGGUGUGAUACGAGAGACCGCAGUGCGUACGGACAACGACAUCGCCAAGACCGGUGCAGAAGCGCCUAUCCAUGCCGCGUUGCACUGCGUGAAAAGUCUCACCACCAACAAGUACGCUAAGGAUCACAGGAGUCGGGAACAAUGGACGGGAUUGUUGCAAAGCGCGCUUGCUAAGAUCAUCGAUCUGGCUAAAACAGCAGGGAACGACGAGACCAAAAUGGACGAAGUGGCUAUGAUGUUGGGUAUCGCGGUGUUCGUGCUCCAUGCGUCGCCGGAGGUGGUGAGUGCUCCGAAUUUGCAGUUUCCAUGCAUCAAUCAUUUCCGUCAUGCGUUCCAGUCCGAGAACAUAACGGUGAAGCUGAAAUGCGUGCAAACGUUAAGAACGAUAUUCCUGCAUCCGGAGCGCAACAUAAGUACCCCGUACAUCCACGCUCUCGCACCGCGACUGGUGGAGUACCUGUACAGCGAUAAGAGCAAGCAUGUGACUAGCGAUAUGGAGUUGACAUUUACCUUGGAGUGUGUUAGCACGGUGGAGGCUCUCAUAGGACUCGCCGAUCUUCCUAAUCGAGAUCUGUUGCAAGGUAUUCAAAUGCUGACUCUACUUGUGCCAAUUUUAAUCAAUUACUUGCUGGAGGGCGACGAGCUUCAGCGCGCUACCAAGUAUCAAGCGAGCCUCCAUCAGCAGAGUUUUCAGUGGCUCAACAAGAUCGGGCCGAAAUAUCCGCAGGAAUUUAAAACGCUGAUGUCACAAUCCAGCGAGCUGAAAACCAAAUUAGAAAACGCCGUGAGAUCCAGCCAUCAGCAAGCUCAGCGGCUUAGUCGACAGGUCGAUCCUGUGAAGCCGCAGAUCAAGAUAUCCGCACCGUCGAUUAAACUGAAGACCGACUUCUCUAACUUCAAUUAGAAAGAAAGAGAGAGAGGGAGAGAUAAAGAUAUUAGAAAUAAUAAUAAAGCGCGUUUAUGUUCACCUAACUGACUUGACACAAUGAUUAUCGGUAAAUUAAAUCGAGUUAAUCGCUC
This is a messenger RNA of Dinoponera quadriceps, 6741 nucleotides long. RefSeq names its product HEAT repeat-containing protein 5B. Gene Ontology annotation, biological process: intracellular protein localization; endocytosis; retrograde transport, endosome to Golgi. The record is from RefSeq and is a predicted model, not a curated record. Bases 305 to 6625 code for a protein of 2106 amino acids. The transcript is spliced from 34 exons. Gene Ontology annotation, cellular component: endocytic vesicle; Golgi apparatus; membrane. Lineage: Eukaryota; Metazoa; Arthropoda; Insecta; Hymenoptera; Formicidae.